GAAGCCCUGAGAAACAAAUUUAUAAGAAACUUUGUAGAAAGCCAGCUGCAUGUGGAUGUGGACAGGCUCAUGGGAGAUCUCCAGAGCUACGGACGGGUGCUGGACGGUGUCUUUAACCAUGCAGGGGCUGGACACUUCCACUUGCUGGGCAGUGCCCUGGUCAACCUCUCUUCUUGCGUGCUGCUGGACCGCUUCCGGGCCAUGGAGUCAGAGGACACCCUGGAAUCAGAAGCACACAAACUUAUGCAGCAGAACAAGUUCUUAGCCAGUAUCAUAUUCAACAGUUCCUCCAUUGGCAAGAGCUUCAGAUCAGCGUCUCUCAAAUUGCUACCCCACGUCACAUACACAAUACGCACCAGCAUCUUAUACAGCAUGAGGACAGAUCUGAUAAAAAACCCUUCUUGGAAGUUCCAUCCUCAGAGCCUGCCGGCCGACGGGUUCAAAUAUAACUACAUCUUUGUCCCGCUGCAAGACAUGAUUGAAAGAGCCAUUGUUGCGGUCCAGACUGGGCAGGAAGUCUUGGAGCCCACUACGCAGGCGCAGGCAGCCCCCUACCCGUGCCACACCAGCGACCUCAUCCUGCUACUGCCCCUGGACAGCUGCAACACAGGCUGCAGGUCCCGGGCUGUCCCCACCUGCUGGCUCUGAUGCUGCCACCUUCUGGAGCUCUCUUGAAAAGCAGAGUGGGAGUCAUGGGUUGAGCCGCUUUGCUCCAACGCACCUUUCCGCCAUGAUAUUUCUGCCUCAGAGCCAACUGACCAUGGACUGAAGCCCGGAACUGUGAGCCAAGUUAAACCUUUCCUUCUUCACAGUGUGGGUGUUGGGGCAUGUGUCCCAGGCAUGAGCAGGCUGACCCAUGUGGGUGGCUGGAAGGUGUACCCUCCUUCCUGUCUAGCAAUACGCUUUGUGCACAAUGGCUCACCCACAUCUUUCUGAGGGUGGGAUACUAGUCUGAAGACCACGUGAUGGAGCUCGUCUUGGGAAAUCCCAGUGGUGGGGGAGAGCUGAGGGUCAGGAAGAAAGGGACCGAGGUGUGCCUCUCCCCCAGGGCUUCCUCAGUGGGUGAAGCACUGGCAAAAGCCCCUUCGCUUCUUUCCUUGUAGGCGAGAGCUUUUCUUUCUUUUCAGAGCUACAAUACUUGUGGCUUUGAACAUAUUCACCCUUGCAAAAAAUGCUCCAAAGGAGGUGACUGUCGAAAAGGUGACUGCUUUUGGUGAGCUCCAUGGGGGACGCUUCCCACCCAACCCAGAACCUCGAGAGGCCUCGAGUGCCAGGUGCCUGGAGAAGUUAGCAUUUCAGGGUGCUGCUUGUUUGAAGGGGAAUCUCAGAAAGUUUCCCUCUGACAGUCUCCCGCCGGCUGCUGAAUUCACUGAUCACCGGCACCCUUGGGAGAGGGCGGUGCUUGUGUGGUAGGCAGAGAGGGAGCCUGGUGCUCACAUCCUGUUUCCCCUACCCCCCACCCCUGGCCAGCCUGAGAGGCUCGGAGUGACACACAGGCCAGCAGAGGAGUUGGUGGACCCUGUGCAGGCCUGGAUGCUGGGGUCGCCAUUCCUUCCACCAUGGUGCUUUGUUGUGAGGCAUUUCCUGAAGGCAGCGAGGAGGCUUUGGGGAAGCAGACGAAAGCGCGCCCCAUCGCCUCUUGAAGAUCAAUUCUGAUGUCUGAGACGCAGCCGCGCAGGCGAGCAGGGGGUGGGGCAGUGCCCAGGUGCGGCUCUGCUGCCGUGAAAUCAAUUCUCUUCGCCUUCUCCCUGGGAUUCUGCAGCACAGCUUCUCAGAAACAUUUGUUUCAUUUGCCUGACAAGGGCGAAGACGUGUUUUAAUUCUGAGGGAGUCUGAAGUCCUCGAGUCCUCUCUUUGGGCUAUACCCCUCCUGUGUGUGUGCUUUAAAACACCUGUGCUACCGGAGACCCAGUGCGCCUGCUGUGAUUGAGACACAGCUGGGGUCUGUCACAAUCUCGG
Molecule: messenger RNA, 1959 nt
Organism: Chinchilla lanigera (long-tailed chinchilla)
Lineage: Eukaryota; Metazoa; Chordata; Mammalia; Rodentia; Chinchillidae
Product: ATP-binding cassette sub-family A member 13-like
Biological process (GO): lipid transport; transmembrane transport
Cellular component (GO): intracellular membrane-bounded organelle; membrane
Molecular function (GO): ABC-type transporter activity; lipid carrier activity
Source: RefSeq, a predicted model, not a curated record